Nematolebias whitei (Rio pearlfish) is the source of this 2609-nucleotide messenger RNA. RefSeq names its product protocadherin 20 (gene pcdh20l). The transcript is spliced from 2 exons. NCBI's taxonomy places the organism in Eukaryota, Metazoa, Chordata, Actinopteri, Cyprinodontiformes, Rivulidae. The record is from RefSeq and is a predicted model, not a curated record. Gene Ontology annotation, biological process: homophilic cell-cell adhesion. The coding region runs from base 45 to 2609 and encodes 854 amino acids. Gene Ontology annotation, cellular component: plasma membrane. Gene Ontology annotation, molecular function: calcium ion binding.
UCGCUGCCGGGGGACUUGGGUAACAUGUGUGAGGGCAAUGGGCCAUGGGACUCCCUUAUAAUAUGAACUGGGCUGGACUCCUGCAGAUCUUGCUGGUUAUAAUCCACACCAGUCAGGUCACAUGUGGAUCUAUCCAGUUUUCUGUUCAAGAAGAACGGAAGCCUGAUACUCUGGUCGGAUCGCUGAGCAAACAUUUCCAGCCUCCAUACCAGCUCCUGACCCAGGAGUACCUGUGGAUGGACGAACACACUGGGAAUUUUUAUACUAAUGAGCGCAGGAUAGAUCGUGAAAGCCUCUGCCCUGAGGAGACAAAAGCUGAAGGAUGCUUUGUUCUGCACAAUGCUAUUGUGGGACCCUCAGGAGACCUUGUACAGUUCCCUGUGAUAAUAGAGGACAUCAAUGACAAUGCACCACAUUUUCAAAACAGUGAAAUACGCCUGAAGGUGUCUGAGGAUGUAGCUGUAGGGAGCAGCUUCGUCCUAGAUGACCUGGCUCAGGACGCAGAUACCGGACAUAACGGACAACUAAGUUACCAUCUGCAAGGGUCUGGAGGAGAUUUCUCCAUAAAGGCUAAAGAAGAUGAACUUUUAAUAAUGCUGGUUGUACAAACAGCACUGGAUAGGGAAAUUCGGGACCUGUAUCAGAUGCAGCUGGUGGCCACUGAUUGUGGUACACACCCUUUGAAUACUUCAGUGGUUUUAACAGUUACAGUGACAGAUGUUAAUGACAACUGUCCAAGCUUUGGUCCUGACAGUCCACGCAGUACCACCAUUCCAGGAGACUCUCCAAAGAAUAUGGUGGUAACUCGGGUUAUCGCCACAGACCCAGACACAGGUCCAAACGGUGCCAUUGUUUAUUCACUAAGCCCCCAGGUCUCUGAAAGAGCCAAGAAGCUUUUAACCCUUGAUAGUCGCACUGGGUACAUCAGAUUAAAACAAGACCUCCAGAACAACAAUUCAGAGGAGCUGGUGUUAAAAGUGUUAGCCAGCGGCCCUCACUGCCCCCCAGCAGACACUUGGGUAACCAUAUCUGUGCUCCCCAAGGCAACCCAAGAUCUCACAAUCAAGAUCGGAUUCAUAGCUGAGCAUCACAAUCAGACUAUGGUGUUACCAGAGAACCAGCCCCCCACUGUCUUAGCUGUUUUAGAGCUGGAGGGUGACAGUAGCUCUAAAGGCUCAUCUCUUGCCAUUGAGGGUGACAUGCCUUUCUCUUUGAGCCCACAAAGUGGCAAAUAUCUGCUUUCUACUUCAAAGCCUCUAGACUAUGAGAUACAAAGUGAGUAUCACAUUUCAGUGGUAGUGCAAGGGAUCUCAUCUGAAAGCUCUGUGAUUUCUCUGUCUAGGCAAGUGAUCCGAGUGAUGGUGGAGGACGUCAAUGACAAUGCUCCACACUUCCUCCAGUCUCACUACCAGCUGGAGGUGGAGGAGAACAACCAACCUGGAAUAACGCUGCUGCAGGUGUCAGCUUCUGAUGCAGACAGUGGCAACAAAGGCAGGGUGACAUACAGGCUGCACGAAUACACAUCUGCCAUCUUCACCAUUGACUCAGACACAGGUCAGAUGUCUGUGUUGGCUCCUCUGGAUAGGGAACAGCAGCAAGAAUACAAGCUCACUGUGUUUGCUCGAGAUAGUGGCUCUCCUCCACUGGAGUCCCAAGCCACUAUAAUUAUUCGUGUUCUGGACCAGAAUGACAAUGCACCUGUUUUUUCUACCCCUCACUUCAUCUUCUUCAUCCCAGAGAACGCUCCACCGUUUACCCAGGUGGGAAGGAUAGAGGUGAUAGACCUAGAUGAAGGAGAAAACGGGAGCACAGAACUGCGACUUGGAAACAGCAGCACACCUUUUGUCGUGGAUAACACCCAAAGGACACUGAGGACCACCACCAGCCUGGACCGUGAAACAGUAGACCAUUAUGAACUUUACGUGUUGGUUAGUGACAGUGGAUACCCAGUCGCUUUAACUUCCACUGCCAUAGUGACUGUCUUUGUGGAGGACAUCAAUGACAACCAGCCAAAAGUGAUUCUACCCAGCAGCAACUCCUCAUGUUUGGCCCUCUCCCCAAGUACCCUGGUAGGGUCAACGAUUACAAAAAUCUACGCCAUCGACGAAGACUCUGGGUUAAAUUCUGAGAUCACGUAUUCUGUCAUCGCACCAGGGCCAGCACAACAAACCAACCCCUUCCAGGUAGACUCAAGAUCGGGUGACAUCACCCUAAAUCAUCAGCUUUCACAAAAAGACAUGGGGAUGCAUCAUCUCUUCAUUGUAGUGAGAGACAACGGGAAGCCAACUCCACUUUAUACAACUGUUUGGGUUAAUCUGCUGGUUAACGAAAGCACAGAGCACUGCACUUUGGACAGAGCACCUACAUGGACGGGGACAUCUGAUUUGGUUCAAAGUCCCUCAAUGGCCCCCAUCUGUGAGGUGAAACCUGUUCGAUCCGAUCUCUACAUGUAUGUCGGCAUGAUUUUGAUGCUGGUAUCCUUAGUUUUGUUUCUGGUAACAUUGUGUUUAUAUUUGAAAUAUAAAAGUCUACAAAAACCCAAGAGGGAAUACAUAAAAGAGAAUGAGAUUCCACUCAGGCUCAAGGACAAAUAUUAUUCUGAUGAAUGA